Molecule: messenger RNA, 921 nt
Organism: Symbiodinium sp. CCMP2456
Lineage: Eukaryota; Dinophyceae; Suessiales; Symbiodiniaceae
Source: the annotation of a GenBank genome assembly
GCUGGAAUGGACGUCGUGCGCUUAGCCGUUGCCAAGAAUGAGCAGCUUUUGCAAAAUGUUCGCGUGAAACUGCAGACUGCCAUCAAGGUCUGGGUGCCUAUCAUAUCCAUCGGCGAGAGGGCUUUGGCUUGGACGCUUCAAAGGUUGCCCGACCUUCUCCCAGCAACGGCCGAUCACGAGAGCAAGCUUCGCGAAAGCCAAACUGUGGCUGACACGCUGGCUGUCAAGAUGCUUCAAUCCGAUGACAAGGCCGCCACGAUGAGUAAGCUGCCAAAAACAAUCGGAAAGCUUCGCCAGCAGAAGCUGGCGGCAAGGGAACAUUUGAAAGCUGUUCUUCACGUUGUCUCUUUGCUGGAGCUUCACCUCCAGCCUCCAACUCCGCUUCUCCGACCCGUGAACCCCCAACAGCUUGAACGGCGGGAGUACUACGAUGGCAGAGCGUACAUCACCGACGAGAGAACUGGUGCAGCCAUCUGGAACGACAUUCCUGUUGAACAAGCACCUAGCCUCGUGAGACUUGUGCUGUGUCCCGACGAGGGCUCGCCGCUUUAUAGCGGUUACCAGUUCCUCGCCCAACGCGGCCUCCCACUUGCUUUGUUGAGGGACGAGCUGCAACUUGGCAUCCAUCAAAAAUGCUCGAGUAGGCGCCAGGGCCCCAUUCACGACAAGAAGCGAUGGUGCGCAUGGUCCUUCAAUGCCGACGGGUUCCAGAAGAAGUACUCAUCGACUUUGUUGUUGGUGAUGUGGUCUUCCAUAGAGGAAGGCAAGAACCCUUUCUUCGUGGAGAAGAAAGAUGAAGAGGGCAAGAAGGGAGAUUUCGACAGAAUCCUGGAGCUCUGUGUCAAAGAACCUGGCUCUGCAAGACAAAGAAGCACAUCUUCUCAUGACAUGUCUGGCAUCCGCCCAGGCUCUGGUGGAUGA